Messenger RNA from Encephalitozoon cuniculi GB-M1, 1818 nucleotides. RefSeq lists its product as uncharacterized. The transcript has a single exon. The record is from RefSeq and is marked provisional. The coding region runs from base 1 to 1818 and encodes 605 amino acids. Lineage: Eukaryota; Fungi; Microsporidia; Unikaryonidae.
AUGUUAAGGGUCUUGUUUGGGUAUGAAAAGCACCUGCAGAUGGUUGACGAUGUAUACAAAGAUGGCAGCGCAGGUGAUGAGAAGCUGUCGAAAUUUAUAACAUAUCUGAAGUCGAGGACAUCCAUCAUCCCAAGCACCCUCGACUAUUUGAGAGUAAGGGCCCGAGAGGAGGUGCAUAAUAUACACAGGCUCAAGAUCGGAUCGAAGCUUCUGAGGCAAAUCAUCGAUCAGCUAAGAGGUGUGUCGAUCUGCUACGAGUCUCGGAUAAUAAGGAUAUUUGUUGGGGUGAUUAAGGAGAUCCUGCGACUGAAGAGAAAUGGAGACUUCGAGUAUUCUGAUCACCAGGAAUUUCUGGAUGUGUUUAAGCACUUCUUUGGGACUGUUCCAAUCCGGGCAUACGAAAGCGAAAGGUACAUCCGCAAGAUUCUUUUUAUUGCGACGGAGGCGACAAAGGUUACUGUGAGUUCCGACGGGGCCAAGACUGGUUUUGAUGAUGAGGAUGGCAGGGUAGUCGAUGAUGGAGGAGAGGCGUAUGGAAGAGCAGGGAUUUCCGACGACGAAACAAGCAGUCUGACUGAUCUUGAGAAGUACAAGAACGAGGAGAGAGGCGAGAUAUCCAAUGCUAGAUUUGAGUACUUCUUCCUGGAGGUCAUGCACACGCUUAUGGAGGUCGAGGACAUUCUAAGGAUCGACCACGACGAGAAGUAUAAGUGGCUGGUAGGCUCUCUCAUGAAGCGCGAGGAGGUGAAUAGCGCCAAAAGAAUCGAGAUAUUCAGGCUGGUGGCUGGGAAGGCAAACAUCAUCAGUGGAAACAGCCUUAUCUACUACGUGCUGAAGUAUGGAAGCUGCAUGAGGAAAUCCUGCGCAAGGAUUCUGACGGAGCAUCUCGAGCCCGAUCUCUAUCCACAGAUAAUUCUCCAAGUCAACAUGAACAUCCUGGAAAGAGGGAAGAAGCUGUAUAGGGACAGAAGAGGAGCUGGAGAUAGCAGAGCGGUUGAAGAAUGCGAGUUUCUUGCCCAGGAGGGCGUGGAGGUUCUGAGUUCGUACGAGGUACUUCAUCUGAAUCAGAAGGAAAUAGUGCUGAGCUUCUUCAGCAUCUUUGAGAUGUUUUUCUCUGGAGAGGACGACAAGUUUCUCUUCAUCGUCUCAUAUGCAAGAGAGUACUUUGAGAAGUGCAGGCCGAUAUCCGAUGUGUUCUACAGAUUCCUCAAGAAGAUCUUUCAGGAGCAGGAGCCCGGUGGAUACACAGAGAGCUUUAGGGCAGCAAUGUUUGGAGAGAUCCAGAGGUACUUUGUCGUUCACUCUGACUGCAUUCCCAAUGCAAGAUUCAUGACUCUCCUCCUGAACUCGGCGGUGGGAGAGUUUGUACCGUUUUGUUGCAAGAUACUGUAUCUGGCAAAGGACUACUUCAUGGCCCGAACGCUGAAUCCUUUUAUGAGGGAGAGGGCCAUGGGGAGGCUUCGAGCGCUCUUCUACCAGACGAGGAACAGGGACAUACUGUAUCUUCUGGUGGAUGUUGUUGGGCAUGAUGCCUCCAGAGACGACCAGUACAAGACAUUAUGCCUCUUCAGUGAGAAGAAGAUUCUGAGCGGGCAGCUAGUCCGAGAGAUGUACAAAGGUCGGUAUUCGAGUGUUUCUGAGAUCCUGUCUUCGGAGUUCGGUUGUGAAUCGCUGAAGCCCUAUGAUCUAGAUGAGGACAGGAGGAUAUGCGAGACUGUAGAUCCCGGCGGGAAGGCCCGGAACUGCGAAUACCUUAUGAGUGGGACCAGAAGAUGCACUCGGAUAGCACUGAUUGACUAUGAAAGGCACUUUCGAUGA